This is a messenger RNA of Harpegnathos saltator (Jerdon's jumping ant), 6834 nucleotides long. RefSeq names its product Phosphatidylinositol 4-phosphate 5-kinase 59B (gene PIP5K59B). Gene Ontology annotation, cellular component: plasma membrane. Gene Ontology annotation, molecular function: 1-phosphatidylinositol-4-phosphate 5-kinase activity. The record is from RefSeq and is a predicted model, not a curated record. NCBI's taxonomy places the organism in Eukaryota, Metazoa, Arthropoda, Insecta, Hymenoptera, Formicidae. Gene Ontology annotation, biological process: phosphatidylinositol phosphate biosynthetic process. Bases 545 to 3349 code for a protein of 934 amino acids. The transcript is spliced from 19 exons.
GCCGUCCGGUCGAUAAACGACGAACGGAACGCGUGCGGAGGUGCAGGAAGAGCUGCCGCGAGAUCCGUCGCAGCCACGGAAGCGGUGCGGUCGUCGUGCACGUAGAGCCGCGUGAAACGCGGUAUGCCGCGCGGCCGUGAGUCGCGGCGACGACGACGACGACGACGGCAGCAAGGAGCACGAGAAGGAGGCCGACGGGUCGUGCAAUAAUCGGCUGAGGAUCGCGGACGGCGGGGAGCCGCCCGGGCGCCGCGCGAGGUGCGCGCGCGCGCGCGCGCGCGAGAGCGAGCGAGCGAGCGAGCGAGACACAGCAGGUCAGCGUCGAAACAUGCGUCCGCUGCGGGUCGGCGAGAACGCGACAACCGAGGAGUCAGCCAGCACGACCAGCUGUCAGGGAGACGAGCAUCAGCGUCAUCGUCAUCGUCAUCGGGGCCACCGCCACCAUCGCGACCACCACCACCGUCAGCAUCGCCGCCGACGACGCCGCCACCACCGCCGCCGCGCUUGAGUCAGUGCGUGAUCGGACGGAGGCGACGCACGCAAAAUGGCUUCGGGCGACAAUGUGGACGUGAUCGAGGUGGUCGAGACGAGUUUUUCCGGCCUGGCGCCGCCCGCGCUGGAUCACCGAGCGGACCAGUCCGCCGACGAGGACUAUAAGUCGAGCGGAGAAAAAACAACGGCAUUUGACAGCUCAGUAGUGCAACAUGGCACAGCAGGUGGCAAGGCCCCCGUGGGGGUGUCGAGAAACAAAUCGGAGCGAGAAAGGAAGAUCGGCCACCGGAGAGUGGGUGUGGGAGGUGAAAUCACGUAUAAGAAGAUCCAAACCACACAAAUCAUGGGCUCGAUUCAGUUGGGCAUACAACACGCGGUCGGCGGCCUCGCGAGCAAGCCUGAGCGCGACUUGCUGAUGCAGGACUUCAUGACGGUGGAGACAACGAAUUUCCCCAGCGAGGGAUCGAAUCACACUCCGGCCCAUCACUUCUCGGAGUUUAAGUUUAAGAACUACGCGCCCAUUGCAUUUCGUUACUUUAGAGAUCUCUUUGGCAUUCAACCGGACGACUUUUUGAUGUCGAUGUGCAGCGCGCCACUGCGCGAGUUAUCGAAUCCUGGCGCUAGUGGGAGUAUCUUUUAUCUAACGGAAGACGAUGAAUUCAUCAUAAAGACUGUACAACACAAAGAAGGCGAGUUUUUACAAACUCUACUUCCAGGAUAUUACAUGAAUCUGAAUCAGAAUCCAAGAACAUUGUUGCCAAAGUUUUUUGGAUUGUAUUGCUAUCGGUGUAAUAGUAAGAAUGUUAGGUUAGUGGCUAUGAAUAAUCUUUUACCCUCGUCCGUGAAACUGCAUCAGAAGUAUGAUCUGAAAGGAUCGACGUACAAGAGAAAGGCAUCGAAAACGGAGCGCUCCAAGUCUUCUCCGACGUACAAGGACCUGGAUUUCAUUGAGCAUCACCCGGAGGGGAUCUUUCUGGAAGCCGAUACGUACGGCGCGCUCGUGAAAACUAUACAGCGCGAUUGUCGCGUGUUGGAAAGUUUCAAAAUCAUGGAUUACUCGCUGCUCGUCGGGAUUCACAAUCUCGACCAGGCCGCGAAGGAAAAAGCUCAAGAACAAAGAUUAUCGGCCAGCGCCGAUGAGGAAGGGGAAAUGGGUGGCGAAAGCGGCGGAUUCAUUCACGUUGAGAGGGAAAAAGAGCGGGACGACAGAAUAGGCGCCGUCGCUUUGAAUCGAUCACGCAGUAUAAACCGUCAAAGGUUGGUUGCUCAUAGUACCGCGAUGGAGAGUAUUCAGGCUGAAAGCGAGCCGAUAGACGAAGAGGAUGAUGUACCUUCAGGCGGCAUUCCUGCCAGGAACGCGCGUGGUGAACGUCUCUUAUUAUUCGUUGGCAUUAUCGACAUUCUGCAGAGCUACAGGUUGAAGAAAAAGCUCGAACAUACGUGGAAAUCAAUGAUACAUGACGGAGACACUGUAUCGGUUCAUCGACCAGGAUUUUACGCGCAACGCUUUCAAGACUUUAUGGCCAAGACAGUAUUCAAGAAAAUACCGUCACUGGACCUGCCUGAGAUUAAGGGGAAUCACCGCAAAUUCCGUAACCUCGUCACCAGCUACAUAGCCUUGAAACAUUCCCCGUCGAAGAGGAAAAGCAUCACCAGACCGCUAAGGCCGUUGGACGGUGACUUCGACUCGACCGCGGUGGCGGCAACUGGAGGUUCGACAAUGCAUGCUACAUCACCCACGAAAGCCGCAGUUAGCCCACCCGAUCCUGCGAUCAGCGCGACCACGAACACGGCGAUCUCGAGCGGCUCGGUGCCGAUCGCCACCUCGACACCGGUUAACCUUGCCGCCGGCCCGCUGAGCCCACCCCCGUUGACCUUGGCCGCCGGUCAGGCUUCGCAUCGCGACGAGCAUCCACUGGGGGUCGCCGCCGCCCCCACGGUCAAGGUCACGAGUUAUCCGGCCGUGCUGAAGGGCAGGAGCGCGGCCAGUCCGCCGAAUCCGAACCUGGUGCCGUCUGGCAAGGUGCCACCGCCGGUGCCGCCGCGCGGCACCGGCUCCUCGAGGACCGCGAGGUCCUCCGAGGAGCACCGCGCGGCCGGCGCCGCCUCGACCACGUCGUCGGUGACUUCCAGCCGAGGUGGCACCCUUCCCUCCACCUGCUCCACCCCGCCCCCGCCCUUUGACGAUGCAGUCCGCUCGAAUGACCAAACCCUGGCUUCCGGUGGUCACCUUCAGCAGAGCGGUGCGGCCAACGUCCUCGCCAGCAGCCUGGCCUCUGCUCAUUCCAAGCAGAAUAAGGUCGUUCAUCACGUUACAGUCACCAAGAUGUAUCACGACACUGUCAGGAAAAGGAAAAUCAUAUCGGACGUGCACCUGGAGAGCAGCGGCAGCGGCAGCGGCAGCGGCGGCAGGGAAACCAAGUCGUCGUUGAGCGUCGAGAGCGGCGGCAGCAGCCGCGGCGGCGGCAGCGGCAGCGGCGGCGGCGGCGGCGGCGGUCUCACGUGGACCCCGCCGGCCGGAAGCGCCGAAGGCUCUACGCCCACGUGGACCGAGGGCACGCCGUCCUUCACCGAGAGCUCGAGCAGCGGCGACAUCGGUUGCCCGACCACGCCGAUCAAGGGUAAUCAGCGGCAGGACGACGGCGGGAGGAUCGCGGCCACUGUGGAGGAGGCGUUAGCCAGUCUCACCACCGAGAUGAAACGAAGCAGCCAAGACGGGCAGCACGAAUUGGAGCAAAGCACGUCGUUUUCGUUUUACCGUCAGAUCAGGACGAGCCUGAAGCGCGGUGGCACGAAUCACGUCGCGAUCAUGAGGAGCAUGCAAAGGGCAUUAAACGUUCGACGCCGAGCACCAUGACGCACGCAGGGUCCCGUCAGUCAGGACCGACGUAGAUACUAUUAGGAUCAUUGUUUAUACACGUAUAAUUUUUUACUCGUCCGAAAGGUGUCCCGAGAUUGCCUGCGCGGCGGCGAAUCGAGCGAGUCGAGAACUUUAGAGAUCUGAGAUGUGGUCGAGUUACGUCGAAAUUGCGUAUGUCGCGGAAAAUCACGAUGUAUGUUGCAAUUGAUAAUCUUGUCGCGAGGUGGUGCCUUCGCGAAAAUUUUUUUCAGCGCGGAAUGCGAUCGACAAAGUAUGUCGAUCGAUAUAUGUGUAUUGUUUAAUAUACCCGAGUCGAAAUUCUGUUUCCCCAUCGCUCCUGCAAGUUGCGUCGAACUUGAAGAAUCUCGAGAUAUAACGUUAUGUAUUAUCUCCCCUGGAUAUUGAAAAUGUUCGUUCGCUGCUGUUUUCCUCGCGUGCAACGAAGAUUGAUGUAGGAAUUACUUAAUAUUCGGUUAUCUCGAUUUUCUACCUGCAUGUUUAAUCGUUUCUUACAUUCGACGAGCAAUAUAUUAAUAAUGUAACACACUCGACUGCGGAUAGAAUAUGUGCGAUAAACAAAUAUUAAAUAACCUAAUCAUUCAAAGAUUAAUAGUUGGAAGGUAAAAUAAACAAACAACAACUUUUAUUUUCUUAUAAUUCUUUUCUUUCUUAUGGGCGUUGGAUGUUUUGGGAUUUGGGGAUUCCAGGUGAUGAAAAGGAAGGAAUCCUCUUCUUCUUUCGAGGAUAGUAGUAUGCCCGACAAUGAUACAUGUCAAUGGGAACUUUUCAUUUGGGUUCAGUGACAAGGAUAAACAGAAGUGAAAAAAAAUGGUGAUGGAGGACAGGGUACACAACAUAUUAUCAAAGACGUAAAUCAACAAUCGCGAGUCUUACGCUCUAACGUUCGGAGAGGCCGGUAUUCAUAAUUUGUCAUAUUCCCAAAUAUUUAUAAAUAUAUAUUAUAAAUUAUGUCAUAAAUAUAAUAUUAUAAAUUAUGAUUUUAUGAAUUACGGCUUUACGAAUCCUCCUUCUUAAUUAUCAAUCACGUCAAAUUGUCAUUAUUUUAUUUAGAAAAAUGUCAACUCAAACGCCUGAAUAAUAAACCAUAAAUAUAAAUUUACAAUCAAUAGCCGCUCUGCCAAUUAAACGCUCUGAAUUUGCGUUGACCCGAUCGCAAUUAUGAAUAUCGGCCUGCAUUUCGACUCGGGUGUCUCGUUAUUCUCGACGGGAAGUUCGUCAAAACCGGGAACAUUCCGUAUAACAAAGGCGGAUUUGGCAUACCUGGGGAUACACGUGAUGCGCCGUUGUGCACGUCUAGGUGUCCGCAUCGUCCUCGGUUCUGAUUUCUCGAUCCCUCAUCCUGGCCCUUGGUUGCUCCAGACACUUCCUCGUGGCACUGACACUCGCGACGGAUACGGCGAUUCGGUCGGAGUAGCGCGUGUUAAUUAAGGCGAUGCCGACGAGCGAGCCCGAUGGGACUGUCCACGAGUCGUAGCCGAGAAGCACACACGUCGCGAUAUGUCCUUCUCACCGGUCGGCUCGAGACGUAAUAAGUGCCACGCGAGAGUACACGGCGCCCGACAGUACCAAAACAAUCAGGCAGGAAGGGCAAAACGUCCCCCCACCAUCGUCGUCGAUCGUCGCCGCUCGCCGGCUCGGGUCACAAUGACCCGACCGCGAAAAGGUACACACAACACCAUCGAGGCGCCAUAAAAAGUUAAAUAAUGCCGGGAAAGCACAACACAAUCGCAACACUUUUUCAAUUCGCUGCGACGCCUUAAUUUUGCUUCUAGAAGAUGAAAAAAGAUUAUUAUACCGAAUGUCCGAGUUGAACCGAAUUGAAAGCUCCCACGGGUAUUUUCAAGCGUCUCGCACGAGGAAAACAGCAGUAAAUGAGCCGCGUUUUUUUACAGCACGCCGAACAAUGCCUGUGCAAUGUCACAGCUCGAGACUGUCCGUUGGUCCCUCGAGUUAGAGACGACACUUCACGGGAUUAAUGCAGAAUAUGCGAAAUUUCGACUUGGGUAAUGACGCGAUAAUGUAGUACGAAGGUACGCGAUGGUCCUUCGAGUAACGUACGUAUGACCGAUGAGUUUACGAUGAUUCCUUAUUUAUCGUCCAUUUAGCUGCGAGGAUGACAGUGAGAUUAAGACGCAUUUGUAAUCUCGGCCAAGUAGGAUUCAGAAUCGCGAGGAUCAAACCGGGAAGAGAUCGGUGUACUUAAGAGAUUCUCACGAUUCUCCCGUUCAGUGUCGACAUGUUUCGUAUAAAUGUGAUCCUGAAGAAAUAUAAAAACAAGAGAAACACACGAAAUAAACGAGAUAGUCAGUAUUACGAACGAAUCGACGUCGCGUUCGACGUUAUUUCCAUCCCCCGUGCUCUUUUCCGUCGGAAAUGAAGGAACGAUAAUUGCUGAGAGUCUCAGCGUGUUCCGGCAUACUUUUCUCCUCUCUUUUACAUCGAUCGUGCGAAUGUGCCAAGAGUCCGGCAAGGUAAACAAUUCUACGUGAGCGCGUGUGCCUGUGACGAUCCGCGGAUCUCUUCCAGCUUCCUCAUUUCGUUUCUCGUUCGGUAGUCGAGUCACCUCGAUGAGAGAAUCUUUUUCUUUUUUAUUCCGUACCCGAAUCUGGCCCGCCAAUCGGUGAUCGGUAAUCCGUGCAAAUGAUCGUUCGUUCCCGCCCGAAUUGAAUUGUACAUACGAGAGAGCUUUCCGUCAAUCGCGCCAAAUCAGUUGAUUAAUCGGCAAGUGCCAUCAGUCUCUUCUUUCCAAUCACUAAUAUCGAGGUAGGUCUGUGGGUGUGCUUGGAUCUCUAAUUCAUACGAUGGUACUUAACGAUUAAUCAUAACGCGGCGAUAGGUGAUAUUCUCGUAGCGAUUUUCAGUGGCUUUCGUUGAUCGCUCGCGAUCGAAAUCGAAUCGUUUACGGAGCAGCCGGUGAAUGUGCGCGUUAUCGCAUCGCGAGGGGAAGCGGCGCACUGUGUGAUAUACAGGGUGUUUCAAAAAGGGCGGGCUGCCUAUACGUAGUUACAUUCUGCUUAUGCAAGACUGGCAAAAAGGUUCCUACAAACGCUCAGUUCUUCAAUUAUUUAUCUCGAUUCUUUUAGUCUCGACUCGACAUCAGCUUUUCGACCAAAUUUUAGGCGCUGUGUUUACUUCCUGUGUGUCUCGAUGAGAAGAAUAUAGUCAGCCCACCCUUUUUGAAACACCCCUGUAUAGAACGAUUUGUAUACCUGAGUUUCUUCUCGCGGUCUGUAAGGUAUCGCGCAGAGGUUGCGUUUCCUUAAAAUUUUCGCAUAUUUGCUAUUUCUUCCCUCCUUUCUUAUUACUCCUCCUUCCUUAUUACUCGCCUUCCCUCCCGGAUUUAUCGGUCCAUUGGCAACCGAAUCACGAUUCUUGAAUAUCCCGAAGAAAUUAUACAUAUAUGUAGUAUGUGUUAUAUAUAUGUGGAAAAUUGGGGAUGGAAGUUGUGUUGGGAAAUCACA